Molecule: messenger RNA, 1066 nt
Organism: Salmo salar (Atlantic salmon)
Lineage: Eukaryota; Metazoa; Chordata; Actinopteri; Salmoniformes; Salmonidae
Product: ras-related and estrogen-regulated growth inhibitor-like protein
Molecular function (GO): GTPase activity; GTP binding
Source: RefSeq, a predicted model, not a curated record
GGAAAGAGAUAGUGGAGAGUGAGAGAAGAAGAGGGGUGUGCGUCUUGUGAGAGGGAAGCAUUUGUGAAACCACUCUUUGAAGGGGCAGUCCACACUCUGUUGCUCUCACGACCAAAAGGCAUGUUAGUGUGCGAAAGCUAACCAGCUAACAGCACUGCACAGGACUGGACCAGAGUGAGAUCAGAGGAGAGAAAUCAAGAGCGACAUGAACGACAUCAAACUGGCCCUGCUGGGCAGUGAGGGCGCUGGGAAAUCAGCUGUCCUGGUGCGGUUUCUGACCAAGCGCUUCAUCGGGGAGUACGCCUCCAACACUAAUUCACUGUAUCGUAAAAGACUAUCCAUUGACGGUAGACAGCUGAAUCUGGAGGUGUUUGACCCAUGCUCUCAGGGAACUGAGGCUAGGUGUAUACUGGAGGAGCCGGUGGACUGGGCUGAUGGCUUUGUGGUGGUGUACAACAUCAGCGACCGAACAUCCUUCAUCAAUGCUGAAAACAUUCUGCAGCAGAUCAGAGAGACACGGAUUGAGAACUGCAAAGGGGAGGUGGAGGUGCCAGUCUGUCUUGUGGGCAACAAGCAGGACCUGUGCCACGCCCGGCAGGUUUGUGAGGAGGAGGGCCGCUCGCUGGCGCAGGAGAACCGCUGCCUUUUCCAGGAGGUGUCGGCGGCCGAGAGCUACCAGGAGAUCGCCAACCUCUUCACCCAGCUCAUCAGACAAGUGAUGGAGCACCUCAAGUACCGUGCCGACCGACGCCGCUACAGCAGCUCCAAGUCCAUGGCCAAGCUCAUCAACAACAUGUUUGGCAAGAGGAGGAAGUCUGUGUGAUAUCCCCAGAAAGACUGGCCGGGAUUGGCUGAGAGAGACAGAAUGGCCUACCUAGGACUACAGUUGGACUCCAAUCGUAAGGAUAAUGGUGAAGAGGAUUCCCCUAUAAACCCCCCUUUAAAGGCUCAGGGUAGCGGUUUUGAUCUUUGAUCUCCAUAGCUUCUUCACACUGUAUCAAAUAAUUUCUGGGUAACAAUAAAUUACUUACUUUAAUUGUUUUCAGUUACAAUGGUCCUCCAAAAA